AUGAAUAUCAUCCAGGGCAUCCUCUCUUCCGUAAAGCCCCUGCCGGACAGCGAUUUCUCCGAUCGUCUCUCCUAUGUCUAUUCGACGCUGGGCCUGAUCGUCGGCUCGGCUUUUGUAUCGGGCUGGAGCUUUGUCGGCAGCCCAAUCCAGUGCUGGUUCCCGGCCUAUUAUAAAGGAUGGUGGAUGGAAUACGUGUUAGACUAUUGUUAUGUACAAAAUACGUAUUUUCUACCGUUUACAGAAAUAAAGCCCCAAAACGAGUGGGAUUUCGCGAAUCACAUCGUGCCAUACCCGAAAAAUAUCACCGAGCGAGAGGACAAGCAGCUAGGGUAUUACCAAUGGGUGCCAUUCAUCCUCGCUCUCCAAGCCUUCCUCUUCUACCUGCCGAUUCUCAUCUGGAGAACGGUUUAUGAGGGGACCGGCUUCAAGAUCGCUACGAUCUGCCAGACAUGCGCUAUUGCUCAGAAUAUGGAGGAGAAGGACAGGGAGAAGAAUAUGCGAAUUGUGUCCGGAUUCCUCGUUUAUGAGCAUUCUGUGGCAAACGCCAUCGGUGGAAAAGUGCGGCGUACGGCUUCUGGAACUUUUGUCAUCGGCAUUUAUAUGCUAACAAAAGUGCUGUUCGUGGCCAACGCCCUCCUCCAAUUCGUGCUCCUGAAGGGUUUCCUCGGCGUCGACACAUUUUUCUGGGGACUACAGGUGUUCAACGACAUUUGCUCGGGGCGGGAAUGGCCGCAGAGUGGCAAUUUUCCUAGGGUAACUUUCUGCGACUUUGAAGUGCGUGUGCUCGGAAAUCUUCAUCGCCACUCGGUGCAGUGUGUGUUGAUGAUCAACAUGUUCAACGAGAAAAUUUUCAUUUUCCUGUGGUUCUGGCUGUUCCUCGUGCUCUGCUACAGCGUGUAUUCCCUGUUCUACUGGCUCUCCACCGCCUUCACCACGUCCUAUGGAAAGAAGGUGGUCCGGCAUUAUAUUGAGAAGAUCGAUCCUCCAACUGGCGAUGCCGAGUACGACCACCACAAAAGGCAGCUUCUCGAGGAGUUUGUCGUGGAUAAGCUGCGUACGGACGGAGUGUUUGUACUCAGGCUGAUCAUGUCGAAUUCUGGGGAUAUGAUUGCGUGCUCGUUGAUAAGGACGUUGUGGCAAGAUUUUGUGAAGGAACGCGGCAGCCGUCCCCCACCUUACGAGAAGCCCAAACUCCUCCAGGAACGGAGACAUCAGAGUGUAAAGGUUGUCGCGGCCCACAUCUACGACUCACUGGAGACGCAGAAGAAGCUCGCAGGGCUCAGCCACAUGACCCGUUUCGUGCACGAGGGCAAAUAUCUGACGUCGUUGUAUCUGAUGACAAAGGUCUUAUACGUACUACAGGCUGUCGUCCAAUUCUUCAUCCUUAAUAGCUUCCUCUCCACCUCCUAUUGGUUCUGGGGUUUCGGCAUCCUUCGAGAUCUGGCGCAUACGGUGCAAUGUGUGUUGAUGAUCAACAUGUUCAACGAGAAGGUGUACCUGUUCCUGUGCAAUGAGAAGGGACAAUUCCUCGCCAAGUAUCUCUCCGUACUCGGCCUCUAUAAUUCCGAUAAUAAGGAUCACCGAGACGCGUUGAAGCGAUUUGUUCGUAAGGGGCUGCGGGAUGAUGGACUGUUGGUGGUUCGGCUGAUCGCUGCUAAUGCUGGCGAUCUGAUUACGACAGAUCUGGUAUCGGCAUUGUGGAGGAGAUUCUUGGAGGAUGAGCUAAAAGAAGCAAAAGCAAACAACGGCAGCGGCGGUCCCGCCACGGCCCCCCUCGAAGAAGGAGACGAAUUCUCGGAGAAGACCCCGCUACAG
Messenger RNA from Mesorhabditis spiculigera, 1815 nucleotides. NCBI's taxonomy places the organism in Eukaryota, Metazoa, Nematoda, Chromadorea, Rhabditida, Rhabditidae. The record is from the annotation of a GenBank genome assembly.